Molecule: messenger RNA, 1635 nt
Organism: Lacerta agilis (Sand lizard)
Lineage: Eukaryota; Metazoa; Chordata; Lepidosauria; Squamata; Lacertidae
Gene: SARS2
Product: seryl-tRNA synthetase 2, mitochondrial
Exons: 16
Coding region: 1-1536 (511 amino acids)
Biological process (GO): mitochondrial seryl-tRNA aminoacylation
Cellular component (GO): mitochondrion
Molecular function (GO): ATP binding; serine-tRNA ligase activity; tRNA binding
Source: RefSeq, a predicted model, not a curated record
AUGGCGGCGCCCAUGAGGCUGUGGUGCCGGGGCCUGGGGUUGUGCCCGCGGUUGCUGCGCCGGGGGCCUCCGCUGCUGUUCUCGAGGGCGCGGAGCGGCCCCCCGGCGGUGGCAGCUGCUGGGAGAAGCCGGCUGUACGAGCACGCGCGGGGCGGCUGGACGGCGCGCCCGCGGCUGAACUUGGAGGCGCUUAGCGCGCAGCUGGGCGAGGCCGAGCGGGAGCUGGAGACGCGCAAGGGGCCCCUCGGGCCGCGGGACCUGCGCGAGAUUGUUGCCACUUGGCAGAGAUUAGUCGAGGUGCAAGAAGAAAUUGCAGUACUUGAAGCUGAGAAAGAGAAGGUGGCUGAAGAAGUGGGGAAUAUUGUGAAAAGCCAAGACAGAAGUACUUUGCAGUCGCUCCCUGCCUACGAUGCGUUGCGGAAGCAGGGAAGGGAGCUCCGCCUUCGUCUCAGUACUUUGCGCCAGGAGGAGCUGGAGCUGGAUGAGAAAUACUUGCUGCGUGCCCUCAGGCUGCCCAACAGGACCCACCCAGAUGUGCCAAUUGGAGAUGAGAGCCAAGCGCGGGUGUUGGAGGUUGUUGGUGAAAAGCCAGCAUUUGACUUCAAGGCGAAAGGGCACCUGGAAAUUGGGGAAGACCUGGAUAUCAUAAGGCAAAGGCGCCUGUCCCACAUCUCAGGCUACCGGUCGUUCUACCUCCGUGGGGCAGGAGCAAUGUUGCAGCAAGCAUUGGUGCAGUUCACUUUCAACAAGCUGGUGAAAAAGGGCUUUAUCCCCAUGACUGUUCCAGAUCUGCUUAAAGGAGCUGUCUUUGAAGGUUGCGGCAUGCCCCCAGAAGCCAGCUCCUCCCUGCUGUACAACAUAGACCCUUCUCGCUUUGAAGACCUGAGUCUGGCAGGGACUUCCGAGGUCGGCAUUGCAGGAUACUUCAUGGAUCAUGCGGUGAAUCUGAAAGACACCCCUGUCAGGACAGUGUGUGUCAGCACGUGCUACAGGGCGGAAACAGAAACUCGCCAUGAGUCGUGGGGACUGUAUCGAGUGCACCAGUUCACCAAGGUGGAAAUGUUUGGGGUUACUGCCAACGAGACUGGGUUCGAAAGCGAGGCCUUGCUGGAUGAAUUCCUGGCCGUGCAGAAAGAGAUCUUCUCUGAGCUGGGACUGCACUACAAGGUCUUGGAUAUGCCCACACAGGAACUGGGCCUACCUGCAUACAGGAAAUUCGACAUUGAGGCCUGGAUGCCAGGCCGGGACAAGUAUGGAGAGAUCUCCAGCGCCUCCAAUUGCACAGACUACCAGAGCCGCCGGCUGAACAUCAUGUACUACAACCAGGAAGGCCACCUGUCUUAUGCGCACACGGUCAACGGCACGGCCUGCGCUGUCCCCCGGAUGCUCAUUGCCCUCCUGGAAUCCAACCAGCGCAAGGAUGGCAGCGUUCGGGUACCAGAGGUUCUGCAGCCGCUGAUGGGCACAGAGAUCAUCGGCAAGCCCAGCUACACUCCGUUGAAAUACAUAGGCCCAAACCGGCCCAAAAAACGCUGAACACCCUUCCCAAAUCCUGGGGUGCCUUGGAAAAAUCUGAGAGGGUUAAGAAGUCCAGAGACCCAGAAAAGGAAGGAAGAUUGGACGCUUGAAUAGUGA